Microdochium trichocladiopsis is the source of this 2928-nucleotide messenger RNA. Its product is annotated as fungal-specific transcription factor domain-containing protein. Gene Ontology annotation, biological process: regulation of transcription by RNA polymerase II; DNA-templated transcription. Gene Ontology annotation, cellular component: chromatin. The transcript has 6 exons. The coding region runs from base 48 to 2630 and encodes 860 amino acids. Gene Ontology annotation, molecular function: zinc ion binding; DNA-binding transcription factor activity, RNA polymerase II-specific; RNA polymerase II cis-regulatory region sequence-specific DNA binding. NCBI's taxonomy places the organism in Eukaryota, Fungi, Ascomycota, Sordariomycetes, Xylariales, Microdochiaceae. The record is from RefSeq and is a predicted model, not a curated record.
CGAAUAGGCAGGCAGAGGAGAAAACAACAAGCUACUAGGAACCACGGAUGGCCAUAGCCUCGUCUCUGAUGGUAGAUAUGGAGCUUCCAGCCGCUUCAGAGGAUGAGUCCUUUGACUGCACCCUCUGUGGCAUGGGCUUCCUCCGUCAGGAUCACCUCACCCGCCAUCUUGCUCUCCACAAUGGACAGAGACCCUUUACGUGCGCCGUCUGUCAUAGACAAUUUUCCAGAGGAGACACGCUGGAGCGUCAUCAAAUCACCCAUGGCGCAACACCGUCCGAUCAUCGAGCCUCCAAACCCAACGGACAACCCCGUGCCAGUAGGGCGUGUGCUUCUUGCCGCAGAUCCAAGGAACGCUGCGACGGCCAAGAACCUUGCUCUCGAUGUCGGCGCCAUGACAAGUCCUGUCAUUUUCUACCCCGUCGCACUCGCCAGACAUCCAAGUUCAAACAGCUCGGGUCAUCCACUUUCUCGACAACCACGACCGAUGGCAGCCACACGGCUUUUCAGAUCCGAGGCAACCGUCCCACAUCGCCAGAACAACCUUCGCUGCUUGUCACCGAGCCGAGAACUGUCCACAAUAGCGACCAUACAGAGAGCCUCGUCGCCAUGGGUUCCAACUUUAUCAAUGCCGACAUCUCCUUCGAUAUCGGUCAUUCUGACUUGGACCAGGACUGGCAUGACGUUUGCCAUUUCCCCCGGCCCGGUGCUGCGGCGGACGGUUAUAUGCCUGCCAUGUUAUCCCUGGGAUCUCAACGGACUUCCUCCUCAGUCGACGCUGCUGCCAUUCCCGUCAUGGCCGGGUUGAACUCCGCAGGCUCGUUGCAGCCACAGUGGUCUCCAGUUCCUGCAAACUCCGGAAUCUUAGAGGCAGAACUGGAAAACUUCUGCCAUGUCGAGAGCGUAUCCCCGGAAGGUUAUGACGACCUGAACCUUUGGGCACGCAUGGUAGACACAACCUGGGUGCGCAGGUCCGGCAGUCCUGAAUCGUCUGACUCUCUAGUCCUGCCACCCGCGGCAACUCUGACCGCUUUCAUCCAGUUAUAUUUUGAAAAGUUCCAUGAGACCAUGCCAAUUAUUCAUCGGCCUACUUUCAAUCCAAAUACUGCGCCAUCUCUUCUAGUCCUUGCCGUAGCUAAUAUCGGACGGCGUUUUUCAAGGCUUGCAGAGACCUCCUCACAAGUGGUUGGCCUGGAAAACUGGGUUUAUAAUGCUGUCAAACGUCACACGAAAAUAUUUGAAACAAGUGAAAGUAUUCCGCUGUGGCUGGCCCAGGCGGUGCUCUUGUCUCAUAUGGCCACGUCCUUCUCGGAUGAUCGCACCGCCGUUGAACGGAGUCACAUGACACGGGGCGUACUAGAUGUUGUCUUGCGCAAGCUCGAACAAUCUCGGACAGCAGCCGAGGUACGCCUCCUCGAUGUGGCUGAAGGUCCGGAUGAUGAGCAGGGACUAUGGGCAGCCUGGACUCAUUACGAGGCUAUACGGCGCACUGCAUACGGGUUGUGGCUCUUCGAUAGUCAGUGCUGCCUUUUGUUCGAUCUCACACCGGCGGUCCCAACUGAAGCACUUGAUAUACCGCUACCCUGCCAUGAGAAGCUAUGGGAAAAGUCCAGCGCUGCUUCUUGGGAAUUGCAAUGGACCGGAUCCACAAAGCAAUUGCCUACCUUGAGGGAAGAGCUUCAAUCAUUCUAUGAUUGCAAGCCUGUCGGCGGACACAUUGGUGCCUGUUCAUUCAUGAUAAUCCUCUUCGGCUUUUUCCGAGACUUGCUCGUUUUACGCCAAAUCGAGAGCCACGGCUUGCUUGGCGUGAUAAAUAUGCACGGAAAGCAUGUCACACGCCGGGAAACAUGUUCCUCGUCCCUGUGGAAGCUACUGGAUCCGAGCAAGCGGGCAGGAGGUUCAUGGAAUCGAGCAAAUGCUGUGACAGCCCAGUUCUAUCACAUCAUUAGGGUCGUGCAGGAAGUCUGUUUAAAGGAUCUCCUGGCUUUCACAGGCUGGCGAGUGGCGCGAUCAACACAAGCGGAAACAAGUCAGCGACUGAGGACUUGGGUCUCGGAGAAUGGUGAAUGCGCACGAAAGGUAGUCCUACACGCCGGUACUAUUUUCCAACAGUGCUGGAGCCGUUCGACUGAGGGCUAUCAAGAACCAAGCGCUAUCCUCAUUGCGUCUAUUGCUCUCUGGGUUUACAACAGCUCUUUGCCUUAUUGUUCUUGGGUCGCAGCAUCACCAACACAACUGCAAACAUCAAGGACAAUUCAUCGCCACGAUGAGGCACUUGACUCAGCCUCAACACUCCUAGCCACCUCGACAUCACUUCCAUCAAUACGAGCAGAAUCACCACAAACUGAGCUGACGGCGCAACCCCGAAGCGUCACGGUGUGUCUGCACAGUGGCGGCGACGACCACGAUGACGACUAUGCCCAGGACUGGGUGCGUAGCGGCCGGCAGAUACGGCCCAUGGUUGUCAGUGUGGGUGACAUCAAUGCCCCGGGCGCAUAUUUGAAUGCUGUGAGAAACAGCGUAGUAUUUCUAGAAGCACACAGGGAGUGGAAGAUCAGUCAGCUUUUUGCCAGUGUGCAGAAGGACCUCCUCACAGCAUUCGAAAGCAAUCACGCGCUCAGUACCAGAUGAGGGGAUUUGCUAUACCCUUUUUCACCCUCCUGUAUUCGUAUUUUCCUCUUUUUCUCUUAUUUCCACUAUUUUGCCCUGUAUAUACUUCAGUCAUCACUUCCCCUUCCUUGCCUUGUGAAGGAAAUCAGAUGUUGAAAGUAGUGUUUCUAUAAGGUAAUGAGUCUUUGGGGACCUUGGCUCUUCUAUUACUGGGACAUCGUAAAUUCUAUAUAAAUCCCGUUCUUCCCCCUUCUCAACGUGUAGAAUCAUAUGAAAAUUGAGCAAUGGAUAGGCAUACAGUGUGACCUAUAUAUUCAUG